This is a messenger RNA of Sander lucioperca (pikeperch), 1545 nucleotides long. It is a transcript of the gene dtwd2, whose product is annotated as DTW domain containing 2. The coding region runs from base 112 to 969 and encodes 285 amino acids. The transcript has 7 exons. Lineage: Eukaryota; Metazoa; Chordata; Actinopteri; Perciformes; Percidae. The record is from RefSeq and is a predicted model, not a curated record.
UUAAUUUCUAUGUCUAGAUCGCUUUACGUUGAAAGCAACGAACGGUUUAACAGUUAUUCCGACGCCACUUAAAUGCAACAUUGGAUAAGUUAGCUUUUUGCUAACUCUGCAAUGGACAAUGUCCCCAGUUUUUGUUCGUCACUCUCUUCCGAAGAAAAUGGACCAGAAACCGGCGACAGCUCGUCGACGGAAGAUGGAUUAGUCGACGCUUUUGGCGACCUGGCUGCCCUCCCGGUCGAGGUUGGCGAGAGAAGACCGACGUGUUUACGUUGCCGUCGCCCUGAGAAGGUGUGUCUCUGUCCUUUUCUUCCACCACAACCCCUGGAGGUCUCCACGUGUCUGUACGUAGUGCAGCAUCCUGCAGAGGAGAGCAGAGUACUUCGCACAGUGCCGCUACUUGCUGCUUGUUUGCCACAAGAAAAGUGCAAUGUCAUAGUGGGAAGGAGAUUCAACGAGGAAAAGCACCCAGAGCUGGCAGCGGUGUGUCGGGACAGCAGGACGCUGAUACUAUACCCAGGUCCCAAAUCUCAGAACCUGGAGGAAUUAGUGCAAUACCAGGAAGUAGGCACUUUAAAACACAAUGUGAUCAUCAUAGAUGGCACCUGGAGCCAGGCCAAGAACAUGUUCCUCAAAAACAGCCUGUUCCACCUGCCUAAACAGGUGCAGCUCAGCAGGACUCUUUCCAGUCAGUAUGUGAUCCGCACACAACCCUCCAACAUCUGUCUGUCCACGCUGGAAUGUGCUGCUGUCGCCUUAUCCAUCCUGGAGCAGAAUGAUGACAUCCAAGAGGUUCUGCUGAGGCCCCUAAAAGCCCUGUGCUCCUUCCAGCUGCAGCACGGUGCUCAGAUUCAUCAUAGCAAGGAGCAUCUACUGAAGAACGGCAUGUACGACAAACCCAUGCCCAAGAACAAACGCAAGAUAAAGAGGAUGGAGAAACUCGUCACCGACAACAGCAUUUGCCCAAGAUGAGGGAGGGACUGAGCAGAGAAGCUGGACCGAUCUCUGUAUACACUGCUGUCUUAUACGCUGCACAGGACUGUUUCAUCAGGGCAUCAUGUAGCAGCAUCAGGGCACAGACACGGAAACCACUGGACUUUUUGGGACUUUGUUUUGUUUUGCUGGUAAAUUAAUUUAUGUAUUUGUCAUUCAUUUAAAAUAAAUGAAUGACACAUUAAAGUUGUAGUUUAAAUGUCAUGGUCGUGACAAUAAAUCUGAUUUUAUUGUUUUUAAAACAAUUUACAUGGUUCCUCCCUAAGUUUUAUAAACACUAGUGGUUCUGUUGUGAUUGACUUUACACAUCUGGAAGGGUUGAUGUUUUAGUUUUAGUUUUAUUCAGAUAUGUUACAAAAUAAAAAAAAAAUACCACUAAAACACAUGCACAACAACACACAUAAUAUAGCAGGAAAAAUGAGAAUUGUAUUGUACUGUAUGUGAGGUCAGGAUUGUUGAUGAAUAUACAGUAAGGUCCAAUUUUUUGCUGUUAUGUUUUUAUAGUAAAUCUGACUGCAUAAUGUCCUAUAAUACAAUAAAAUUACAUGGAUAAUA